Molecule: messenger RNA, 722 nt
Organism: Pyrenophora tritici-repentis Pt-1C-BFP
Lineage: Eukaryota; Fungi; Ascomycota; Dothideomycetes; Pleosporales; Pleosporaceae
Source: RefSeq, a predicted model, not a curated record
AUGGACCCAAAGAAGCCAAUUCCUGCGCGCAAGCCUUUGACGGCCAAGGAGACUCACGAAACACUGCAAAACUUGGGCUUCACCAACCCCCUGCGCACCGUCAACAACAGUACAAGAGAUGAGGGCGAGCUCAUUUCAGACAUGACACCGACAGACGCCAAUGUCGGCAAGCCCACUUCGAUCAGGGAAAGCAUUGCUACGGCCAUGAGCUCCAUGCACCUGCCCGGGCCCAAGCCCAAGCGCUCGGCGUCCAACGAGCUUCUGAAGAUUGACGACCUUGAGAACUACCAGCAAGCAUGUACCGAGUACAAGCAGGCACUGAAAGAGGGUUGGAGCAAGGAGCGACUGUUGGCGCUGGUUGAUGCCUGGCAGAAGAUUGACGGGGGAGGAGGCCGCAAAGGAUAGGUGGGCUAGAGCUCACUCACCUACGGGAUUUGAAGGUAAGAAAAAUGUCUUUGAACUUCCAGUAUAUCAAUGUGCAGGUUGGCUAACAGUAAUAGGGUGGUCUGCUUUGACAUGUUUGCGUUUGUCGCGAGACGAUGCGAUGAACGUUCGGCGAGGCUGCGUCGAUACCCACGAUACCCACGAUACCCUCAGACGCGCUGGAGAAGCCUAAAAGUUUUUGUUUACUGGAAUCGUGCCGCAAUCAACUGCAUCGGAAAUUAGGGAGGAGAAAGGCGUUGCUGAGCAAGGCUGGGAGCAUUGCAAAAAGCAAAAAUCAU